This is a messenger RNA of Fonsecaea multimorphosa CBS 102226, 1866 nucleotides long. RefSeq lists its product as uncharacterized. NCBI's taxonomy places the organism in Eukaryota, Fungi, Ascomycota, Eurotiomycetes, Chaetothyriales, Herpotrichiellaceae. The record is from RefSeq and is a predicted model, not a curated record. The transcript has a single exon. Gene Ontology annotation, cellular component: mitotic spindle; microtubule organizing center; MWP complex. Gene Ontology annotation, biological process: microtubule anchoring at mitotic spindle pole body; protein localization to mitotic spindle pole body; mitotic sister chromatid segregation. Bases 1 to 1866 code for a protein of 621 amino acids.
AUGCUGAUCAGGAGUGAUGGAACAGCUCUGCAGCGUCCAGUGCUGUCGCCCGAUGGCAAAUCGUUGGCGGUCAUAGCGCCGGAUGAACGAAUACACCUCAUCGACCUGUGUGAAGCCGCCAAAGGACGGAGAUUCAUCAAUGGGCUUAGGCUUCCUAAAGCAGACCGCACAUUCCUGCGAACUUGUACCAUCCUCCGUUGGUCACCGGAGACCGUGAUCAGCCCCGAACGCCAGGCUGCCGAAGAAAUCAUGUCCGCAACGUCGUCUGAGUGUGACUUUGGAAAAUCCUGGCUGCUAUUGUCAGAUAGCAAACGCCUGAUUGCACUGAGCACAGAUGUCAGAACGCCGAAUAUGAUGUCGGAGGUUAACGAUGAGACAGGGGUUAAAUCCAACAUCCUUGCUGAUUACGAUCUUGGGGGCCAAUUGGGCAAACUCGGCCUUGUAGAGUUCGUCUUUAACCACAGACAUGCAUUGGUCAUGUUCGAGUUCGGCUCGGUCGCAGCUAUACUCUCUUUGACCAGACCUCAACGCAAUGACAUUCCCCACAUCAAGUUUUCAGAUGCUAGAAGUCUGGCCAAAUGUCCGGAUUCCAGGUAUUUUGCCCUGCUCCGCCGCGGCAAAGCACAAGAUCGAGUGACAGUAUUUGAAUUGGGGCUCGACAACCAGGUGACAUACAAGUCCUUUGAUUGCAGUACCUCAGAUGCACAGGACGUGACGUGGUGCCCGACCGGCCAGCCACUUCUGGCCGUGUGGGACUCGCCCACGUAUGGUAUCAAAGUCUCGUUCAUGACGGCACAUGGCCAUACACUCAGACAAUGGGAAAUCAAAUCUGCGGCCUUCCAAUGGGAUCUCAAUCUUGCACUGAGCAACCAAGCGGACGGCGUAGGUCUUACCUACUGGAGUUGGACCAGGGCAAAUCGACAUAACCACGCUCUUACGCUCCAAGCGCUGGCCAACGGACAGAAGCAGGUGCUUGUGAGGUACCAGCCCACCAGCAGCAUGGGUACUCGCACGCGGACAAAACUCAUGCAUCCAGACCUGAUUGACGGCGCAAAGACGUUUGUAUGGCUGGAGUCCUGCAAGUCUCCGUUUCAGUCUCCCGUAUUCGCUCGACAAUCCGGUACUUUCGAGGUGACAAGCACAUCAUCCAGCACCGACUCAACUCCACAACCUCGUUCUGCGUCACAUUCUCAGUCCUCGUCACAAGAACUCGAUCAAGUGGACCUGAUCGAAUUGAACUCCACCCAUACACUGCUCGCCACGCGGCUGCGGUCGUCACCUCGAACACUGUUCCUCUGGAAUGCGCACAAGACGAACAGCCCUCUUACCGUCCUGAUUUUUGCGCAGUCCAUCCGCCAGGUCCACUUCCAUCCUUACCUUCCGCACGUCCUCAUCAUCCUGACAGCCUCUAAACUCCCAAGAUUGUAUGCUUGGUAUCACCAUAGCCUUCCUCCCGCGACCGGCCUGCUUCCCAUUGACACAAGCGGGUCGACCGACUUCUGGGGAAAUUGGUUGCCGGAGUGUAUUGCUCACGAUGGCAGUAAUGACCGCUGUCCCUUUCUCCUUGCCUCGAAAACUGCUUUCGAAGCUGGAUAUCUGUCCAGCCACGAAGGACAAUUGGUUUUCGAAAGCAUUUUGCAACAUCCACCGCACUUAUCCGGGGACAUCACCUUGGAUUUUGCCGGUGACGAGUCCACGACGGAGAUGAUAGAGACGCCAAGUCGACCUAGCAAGCAAAAGCCUGAUGAGGGUGAAAACGGGACCACGAAGAAGAAGAAAGCCCGGUUCGAUGUCCCGCCAAAUCCAAAGACGGACUGGGCGGAUGAUCCGAUACAUGCACAGGCUGGGUAUGCUUACGCUUGGUGA